Messenger RNA from Scomber japonicus (chub mackerel), 969 nucleotides. Its product is annotated as hydroxycarboxylic acid receptor 2-like. The record is from RefSeq and is a predicted model, not a curated record. Gene Ontology annotation, cellular component: membrane. Bases 1 to 969 code for a protein of 322 amino acids. The transcript has a single exon. Lineage: Eukaryota; Metazoa; Chordata; Actinopteri; Scombriformes; Scombridae. Gene Ontology annotation, biological process: G protein-coupled receptor signaling pathway. Gene Ontology annotation, molecular function: G protein-coupled receptor activity.
AUGCGAUGUUAUUUCAAUGGAACUCUGCUGAAGAGCGUGCUCCCUCCUCUAUUGGUAACAGAGUUUAUUUUGGGGGUCCUCUGCAAUGGUUUAGCUCUCUGGAUCUUCUUCUUCCACCUGAAGCCCUGGAAGAGCAGCACAGUGUUACUCUUCAACCUGGCAAUGGCUGACUUUCUGCUCAAUUUUGCUUUGCCUUUCCGUGCCAGCUACUACAUCUCUGGGAUCAAGUGGAUGUUUGGAGAUGCUCUCUGCAACAUCUGCCUCUUCAUGUUGGCAAUGAACCGUCGUGGAAGUGCCUUCUUCUUGAUGGCUAUUGCUGUGGACAGGUACAUGCGUGUGGUGUAUCCCCAUCAUCCCAUCAACUAUUUGAGUGUCUCCAAAGCCAUGGGUGGAGCAGUUGCACUGUGGUUGCUCGCCAUUUCCAUGAAUGCUCAUCUCUUGUCUUUGAAACACAUCAACACGACCUAUUGCGAGAGCUUCAUGGUUGACACUAACCAUAAUCUCAGCUGGCAUAAAUUUGAGUUUGUGUUUUCCAUCUAUAUACCUUUGCUUGUGAUUGUCUACUGCACAAUAUGCAUUAUUGGCCACCUGAGAGGGAGACAGCUGGCACAGCAUGCAAAGAUCAAGAAGGCUCUGUACUUCCUCAUAGUGGUGGUUGUGCUCUUCAUUGUUUGCUUCCUCCCGAGCAACAUUACACAACUGCUGAUUUGGAUCAGGACCCAACAGGCAGUCAACACCCUCCAUGAAUCUGAAGUCUGCCCAGCCCUGGAGGACCUGACCUCUGCAUUUUACAUCACCAUCAGCAUGACCUAUCUCAACAGCGCACUGGAUCCUGUGGUGUACUACUUCUCCAGCCCCGUCUUCAAGAAAAUCUGCAGGAAAGCUCUUAAUCUGCCCCAAACAGAACCUACUGAAAGUGCUGAGAAGAAAACCAAAGAAAUAGGCUCUCAGUCGAUCAGUCAGCUGUGA